This is a messenger RNA of Musca domestica (house fly), 1784 nucleotides long. RefSeq names its product aspartate aminotransferase, cytoplasmic (gene Got1). The transcript is spliced from 6 exons. Gene Ontology annotation, biological process: L-aspartate biosynthetic process. The coding region runs from base 400 to 1632 and encodes 410 amino acids. The record is from RefSeq and is a predicted model, not a curated record. Gene Ontology annotation, cellular component: cytosol. Gene Ontology annotation, molecular function: pyridoxal phosphate binding; L-aspartate:2-oxoglutarate transaminase activity. NCBI's taxonomy places the organism in Eukaryota, Metazoa, Arthropoda, Insecta, Diptera, Muscidae.
AUACGUGCAUACAUAGUUUCCACAUGAAAUGUACAUUCAUUCAGUUAUCGCCCGUUAAUGUUUUAGCUAGUGGUCGUCAGACUGUCACAUAAUACGGUUGCCUGGUUGUCUGUAUAUACCGCCUAUUUAAAGUACUGUUGUUUUUUCGGUGAAGUUAUUCAUUUCUUCCUUUGCAAAUUGUUUUCCCGUUUUUAAUAGUUUACUUUUCCGAUAUAAUUAGCCGGUCGUUUUUUUGCUGCGAGCAAUUUUGUGAGAAAUUAAAAAAAAAAUUGUAUUUAGUUGCGAAUAAUUUCAAUUAACCGCAAAUUUUGUUGAGAUUUUUGCGCUUAUUAAAAAAGGACCCAUUGCAUUCUAAAAAAAUUCCAUUUGUGUUAAAUUAACCUAAAAUCAUCAACAACAAUGUCGAACUCAAUAUUUUCUGGAGUUGAACAAGGUCCGGCAAUUGAAGUAUUUGCCUUGAAUCGUGCUUUUCAAGAAGAUACUCAUCCCAAAAAAGCAAACUUGGGUGUAGGAGCAUAUCGUACCAGUGAGGGUAAACCCUGGGUGUUGCCUGUGGUCCGUAAAACCGAAAUCAAAAUUGCCAGCGAUGAGGCAAUUAACCAUGAAUAUUUGCCCGUAUUAGGCACUGAAGCAUUUACCAAAGCAGCAACAACAUUGCUGUUGGGAGAAGAUUCACCGGCACUCAAAGAAAAUAGGGCCUUUGGCGUACAAACCCUGUCAGGUACAGGUGCCUUGCGUAUUGGUGCUGAAUUUUUACGUCGCCAUAUGAAUCGCACUGUUUUCUAUUACUCAGACCCCACAUGGGAAAAUCACCAUAAGGUCUUCAUGGAUGCUGGUUUCCAACAGCCCAACACUUAUCGUUACUGGGAUCAAAACAAACGUGUGCUGGACAUUGAUGGUUUGUUGGCUGAUCUGGAAAAGGCCCCCGAAGGAGCUGUUAUUAUUUUGCACGCCUGUGCCCACAAUCCUACCGGUUGUGAUCCUACGCAAGAACAAUGGGUACAAAUUGCCGAUUUAAUUGAGCGCAAAAAAUUAUUCCCAUUCUUCGAUUCGGCCUAUCAAGGAUUUGCCAGUGGUGAUCCCGAUCAUGAUGCUUGGGCUGUACGUUACUUUGUGAAGCGUGGUUUUGAGCUAUUCUGCGCUCAAUCGUUUGCCAAGAAUUUUGGUUUGUAUUGUGAGCGUGUUGGUAAUCUGUCAGUUGUUUCGAACACCACAGAACACAAAUCGGCUGUACAAUCUCAGUUUACUCUCUUGAUACGUGGCAUGUAUUCGAAUCCUCCUGCUUUUGGUAGCCGCAUUGUAUCGACUGUUUUGAAUAACCCCGACUUGAGACAAGAAUGGAUGGAGUGCAUAAAAACCAUGUCCAGUCGAAUUAUUAAAAUGCGUCAAGCUUUAAGAUCUCGCCUUGAAGAAUUGAAGACUCCUGGUACAUGGAAUCAUAUUACCCAACAGAUUGGCAUGUUCUCCUAUACUGGUCUAAAUGAAAAACAAGUACGCAUUUUGAUUGAUGAAUACCACAUCUAUUUAUUGAAAACUGGACGUAUCAAUAUGUGUGGCUUGAAUGAGAACAAUGUAAAUUAUGUGGCUGAGGCUAUCAAUGCUGCCGUUACCCGUGUGGGCAGUCAAUUGUAAAUUGAAUAGCCGACAUUGUUAAUUAAAUAUUUUUUUAUAAGUUAUUUACAAAAGAAAGAGAUUUGCACAAUUUCCAAUUAAAACAUAACAAUAGCUGAAAUUGUAGAAUAAUAAAAACACACAAACACAAACAUAAACCGAAACACAUAGGA